This is a messenger RNA of Malus domestica (apple), 2732 nucleotides long. Its product is annotated as ABC transporter G family member 11. The record is from RefSeq and is a predicted model, not a curated record. Gene Ontology annotation, cellular component: membrane. NCBI's taxonomy places the organism in Eukaryota, Viridiplantae, Streptophyta, Magnoliopsida, Rosales, Rosaceae. Gene Ontology annotation, molecular function: ABC-type transporter activity; ATP binding; ATP hydrolysis activity.
CUUCUUCUCCCCACAACCACCUCUCAGAAUUCAAAGAUUCAAACUCUCUCAAUCAGAAAUGGAAAACCACACCAAAAUAAAUUUAAUUCCUUUCUUUUAAGCAGUUUGUGAUACCAAAAGAUUCAUACUUUGAACGGGCUCGUUUUGCAUGGGAAUUCAAAUUUCCAUGCUUUGCAACCACCUGUCAGUCAAAUUCACACAUUUCUCAUUUCUUCACUCACAUCUUUGAUUCCUCGUCUUCUUCCGUAAACACGACUAUAAAUCUCUUCUGGGUUGUGUGCAAUAUCGUGAUUGAGCUGUUUUUUGAAGGACUGAUCGGUUAUAGUUCGAGCUAGCCGAGCGAGCUACCGAGAAAUUAGUUAACGUGGCAUACGACGAGAAGACAAGGAGCUCACCGGUGGCCGCAGCAGUGAUGGAGAUAGAAGCAGGCAAGCCCUCCGGGGUUGUGGCCGGAGGGCUGAGCCCUCUGAGUGAGACUCUGUGGAGGGAGAAGCCAGGUUUGGAGAUUGUUGGGGAUGUGUCUGCCAGGCUGACGUGGAAAGAUCUGACGGUGAUGGUGACUCUGAACAACGGCGAGACGCAGAAGGUUUUGGAGGGUUUGACUGGUUAUGCUGAGCCUGGAACUUUUACGGCUCUCAUGGGGCCUUCUGGUUCUGGAAAAUCGACUUUGCUUGAUGCUCUCUCCAGUCGGUUGGCCGCCAAUGCUUUCCUUUCUGGGACUAUACUUCUCAAUGGCCGCAAACGGAAGCUCUCUUUUGGCACUGCUGCCUAUGUAACCCAAGAUGACAACUUGAUUGGAACUUUAACGGUACGAGAAACAAUUUCGUAUUCGGCAAGACUGAGGCUGCCGGAUAAGAUGGCUUGGUCGGAAAAGAGGGCACUGAUUGAGAGUACAAUCAUAGAGAUGGGUCUGCAGGAUUGCGCCGACACUGUUAUCGGAAAUUGGCAUUUGCGUGGGAUCAGUGGGGGAGAGAAGAGAAGAGUCAGCAUUGCUCUUGAAAUCUUGACGAGGCCUAGACUUCUCUUCCUUGAUGAGCCAACAAGUGGACUUGAUAGUGCUUCGGCGUUUUUCGUGACUCAGACAUUACGUGCCCUGGCACGAGACGGAAGGACUGUUAUAGCCUCAAUUCACCAGCCUAGUAGUGAAGUCUUUGAACUGUUUGAUCAACUGUACUUGCUUUCUAGUGGCAAAACUGUCUAUUUUGGUCAGGCGGCGGAUGCAUACGAGUUCUUUGCACAAUCCGGCUUUCCCUGCCCUGCUUUGAGGAACCCAUCUGAUCAUUUUCUUAGAUGCAUAAACUCCGACUUCGACAAAGUAAAGGCCACACUCAAAGGGUCCAUGAAACUCAGGUUUGAGGCAAGUGAUGAUCCGUUGGAGAAGAUGACCACUGCUGAAGCUAUAAGAGUUCUGAUUAAUUCCUAUCGUUCUUCUCAAUACUCGUACGCAGCUAGAGAAAAAGUUGAGGAGAUAUCAAAAGUUAAAGGAACUGUGCUAGAUUCUGGAGGAAGUCAGGCUAGUUUUUUUAUGCAGGCCUUCCAAUUGACCAAGCGUUCAUUUAUCAACAUGUCAAGGGACUUUGGAUACUACUGGCUCAGGCUUGUCAUUUACAUUGUCGUCACAGUUUGUAUCGGAACCAUCUAUUUGAAUGUGGGAACGGGUUACAGUUCGAUUCUGGCAAGGGGUUCAUGUGCAUCUUUCGUCUUCGGUUUUGUCACGUUCAUGUCAAUUGGCGGGUUUCCUUCUUUCAUAGAGGAUAUGAAGGUUUUCCAAAGAGAGAGGCUGAAUGGCCACUACGGCGUUACUGCAUUUGUGAUCAGCAACACAUUCUCUGCAAUGCCAUUCCUGAUACUUAUUACCUUUCUUGCCGGUACUGUUUGUUACUUCAUGGUCCGGCUCCACCCGGGCUUCGAGCAUUAUCUCUUCUUUGUGUUGUGCCUUUAUGCAAGUGUCACCGUCGUUGAGAGCUUGAUGAUGGCGAUAGCCAGCGUUGUCCCCAACUUCCUCAUGGGCAUUAUCAUAGGGGCUGGAAUUCAGGGUAUCUUCAUGCUAGUCUCCGGGUACUUCAGGCUUCCAAAUGACAUCCCAAAACUCGUCUGGCGUUAUCCUAUGUCAUACAUCAGCUUCCACUUCUGGGCCUUACAGGGACAAUAUCAGAACGACCUGAGCGGCUUAUUGUUCGACAACGACACACCGGAUCAUCUUCCCAAGAUACCCGGCGAGUACAUCCUGGAAAAUGUGUUCCAGAUUAACACCGCGAGAUCAAAAUGGAUAGACCUGAGUGUGAUCUUGAGCAUGAUUGUUGUGUACCGGAUCAUCUUCUUUAUCAUGAUCAAGUUCAGCGAGGACGUGACGCCGUGGAUUCGAGGUUACAUGGCUAGGAGGAGGAUGCAACAGAAGAAUGGAAACCAAAACACAACAGUUGCUCCUGAUGGUCUCACCCAGUCACCUUCUUUGAGGAACUAUGCAAGAAGGUAGACUCAGACCUCUCUGAGAAGAGUUCCACAAAAUUAUAAAGCACUUGAGGGACUUUGAAUUUAAAGUUUGUAGUAUGUUAUGUAAUUUAUGAGCAUUAGCAUAUGUUCUGAUGCUUGGUUUCCGAAGAGUGCUGAUAAAUCUACCCCACCUAUUUUUCUUCCCACCGCUUUUUAAUAAUUUUAAUACUAAUUUUAUCUUAUUGUAAAAGGAUAUCUAAGGACCAAAGCAAUAAAAAAGAAAAAGAAAAAUUCUCUUU